CAUCCACUAUUUACCAACUUUGUUUACACGGAUCACCAAACAGGGCACAACCCAAAGUAAAACUAAAAACCCUCAUUUUCAUUUCAUUUCAUUUCCUCUCUCUCUCUCACACACACACUUUCUCUCUCUAAAAAAGCAAAAAAAAGAGACCACCACCAAAAAAGAUAAAGUGGAGAAUUCAAGGUCAUCAGAGGGAGGAGGGUUUCUCUGCUGUUUCUUCCCUAGAGAGAGAAAACAAAAACACACACAGGAAAAUAAUUCCGUUGUUGAACAACACAAACAACAACAACAACAACAACAAGAAGAAGAAGAAAUGAUGCAGAAUGUCCAGAAACCUGAACAAGCAACUCCAACAACGCUGCAAAACGUUGUUAAUUCAGGGAGUUUGAGUUUUAAUAGUAGUAUUAAUUCUACAAGUGGUGUUAAUGUUAAUAUUGGAGAUGAAGAAAUUACUCGUUCUGCUUUAUCUAACUUUAAAGCUAAAGAAGAAGAGAUCGAAAGGAAGAAGAUGGAAGUUAGAGAGCGUGUUCAACUUCAGCUUGGUCGUGUUGAAGAAGAAACUAAACGUUUAGCCUUGAUUCGUGAGGAGCUUGAAGGCAUGGCAGAUCCAAUGAGGAAGGACGUGUCUGUAGUGCGUAAAAGGAUUGACGUAGUCAACAAAGAGCUGAGGCCACUUGGAACUAAUGUCCAAAAGAAGGAAAAGGAAUACAAAGACGCGCUGGAUGCAUUCAAUGAGAAGAACAAAGAGAAAGUACAGCUCAUAAACAAACUAGUUGAGCUGGUAGGCGAAAGCGAGAGGUUGAGGAUGAAGAAACUGGAAGAGUUGAGCAAGAGUAUCGAAUCCAUGCGCUAAAUUGACUUGAACAAAACAGUUGUCCAUAGAUAAAAUUAGGUUUGUGUGAUGUAAUUUAAUUCCCAACGCUUUAAUCUUUUUUCUUUAUGUGUUUAUAUAUAUGGGUGCCUAGGGUUUGGUGUAUUCUGUGUACCCUUUUUAUUUUUGUUCCUCCCCAAUUCGAUUAGAUCUUGAUGCAAUAUCUGCUGAUCUAGGAAUAGGGUAAUAUCUACCCUAUAUAGACAGGUUUGUAACUCCAUAACAUUUUUCAGACUUGUAUUUCGCCUCACCUUUUAUCUAUUUACUUUUUCUUA
Molecule: messenger RNA, 1146 nt
Organism: Beta vulgaris subsp. vulgaris (sugar beet)
Lineage: Eukaryota; Viridiplantae; Streptophyta; Magnoliopsida; Caryophyllales; Amaranthaceae
Exons: 4
Coding region: 314-853 (179 amino acids)
Source: RefSeq, a predicted model, not a curated record